CUGGCGGCGGGCGGGCGGGAGCGGCGGAGAGAGGAGGGCCGGGGUCGCGAAGUGGGUGAAGAGUUCCCGAGCAAGUCAGAAGCCGCUCACAGCACCGGACGCCGUGCGGCAGGACUGGGGACGAGGCAGUACCCGUGGACAGGUGGUGGUUUCGCGCCCCAGUCUUAGGAAAGGACGCGCGAGGCACCGUGCCGAGGCGUAGAGGUCACCCUCAGGAGGUUUCGGUGAAACCUAGUGGGAAAUUACGGGCAGGUGCCCGGAGUCGCGCCCGAGGAUCUCCGUGCAGCCCGACUCGUGUUCCAGGGAGUUGAGACGAGCUGCACGGGUGGGAUUGCGCCGGCUCUGCCCUCCCAGCAUUGACUGCUCGCCCCGACCGUCCCGGGAAGCGCGAGCUUCCUGGCUCCAGAAGUGAUGAUGCUGCUGGGUAGAAGCCGCAGCGAGUGAAGAGUUGCCGGUUGUUAUGGGAUUGAAAAAGAGAUCUCUGCAAUGGCUAAGGGGUUAUCUUAUGAUGAGGCUUUUGCUAUGGCUAAUGAUCCCUUGGAAGGCUUCCAUGAAGUAAACCUUGCUUCACCUACUUCUCCGGACCUUCUUGGUGUGUAUGAAUCAGGAACUCAAGAGCAGACUACCUCACCAAGUGUCAUCUACCGGCCACACCCUUCAGCUUUAUGCUCUGUACCUAUCCAGGCAAAUGCGUUAGAUGUUUCUGAACUUCCCACACAACCCGUGUAUUCAUCCCCCAGACGUUUAAAUUGUGCGGAAAUAUCUAGUAUCAGCUUUCAUGUUACAGACCCAGCACCUUGUUCUACCUCUGGAGUCACAGUUGGGUUAACUAAAUUAUCUACAAGAAAGGACAACUAUAAUGCAGAGAGAGAGUUUUUACAGGGUGCUACUAUAACAGAGGUUUGCGAUGGCAGCGAUGAUAUUUUUGGGUUGAGUACUGAUAGUUUGUCUCGUUUACGAAGCCCAUCUGUUUUGGAAGUUAGAGAAAAGGGCUAUGAACGACUAAAAGAAGAACUUGCAAAAGCUCAGAGGGAACUGAAGUUAAAAGAUGAAGAAUGUGAGAGGCUUUCAAAAGUGCGAGAUCAACUUGGACAGGAAUUGGAAGAACUCACAGCUAGUCUAUUUGAGGAAGCUCAUAAAAUGGUGAGAGAAGCAAAUAUCAAGCAGGCAACAGCAGAAAAACAGCUAAAAGAAGCACAAGGAAAAAUUGAUGUACUUCAAGCUGAAGUAGCUGCACUGAAGACACUUGUAUUGUCCAGUUCUCCAACUUCACCUACACAGGAGCCUCUGCCAGGUGGAAAGACACCUUUUAAAAAGGGGCAUACAAGAAAUAAAAGCACAAGCAGUGCUAUGAGUGGCAGUCAUCAGGACCUCAGUGUGAUACAGCCAAUUGUAAAAGACUGCAAAGAGGCUGACUUAUCCUUGUAUAAUGAGUUCCGAUUGUGGAAGGAUGAGCCCACAAUGGACAGGACGUGUCCUUUUUUAGACAAAAUCUACCAAGAAGAUAUCUUUCCAUGUUUAACAUUCUCAAAAAGCGAGUUGGCUUCGGCUGUUCUGGAGGCUGUGGAAAACAAUACCCUAAGCAUUGAACCAGUGGGAUUACAACCUAUCCGGUUUGUGAAAGCUUCUGCAGUUGAAUGUGGCGGACCAAAAAAAUGUGCUCUUACUGGCCAGAGUAAGUCCUGUAAACACAGAAUUAAAUUAGGGGACUCAAGCAACUAUUAUUAUAUUUCUCCUUUUUGCAGAUACAGGAUCACUUCUGUAUGUAACUUUUUUACAUACAUUCGAUACAUUCAGCAGGGACUCGUGAAACAGCAGGACGUUGAUCAGAUGUUUUGGGAAGUUAUGCAGUUGAGAAAAGAGAUGUCAUUGGCAAAGUUGGGUUAUUUCAAAGAGGAACUCUGAUGCUCUGCGUGGGACCAUGCGUGAACUCCUUGAAUAACUGAAAAAUGGCUGAAUAUUUUUAUGGUUACUUGAUAUUUAUUUCCAGAGAGUGGGCCUAAGACUUUUUUCCCUUUUGCAAAUUGCUCUAAGAAAUACUAUGAUUUCUUUUAAACUGACCGAUGCUGUGUUUGCUUAUUCUUCAGUUGAACACACUAUGAAGAAUUACAGGUGUACUAGUGAAUGUAAUAUAUAGUUGCAAAAAAAAAAAAACCCACCGGAAAUAAAUAAAUGUUAGAUUGAAUGUGUGUAUGUUUUCUCUUCUAGCUCUGACAUGGCAUUUAGUAGCAGAAUGUAUUAAAUAGUAAUUUUCAAACUACACAGCAGUUUCCCUCCUUGUGAGAGGCAAGGAAGAAGGCUGAGUGGACAUUACUCACUUUCAAAGGCCCCCACCUCUAGAAAGGCUUUAUUUUUGUCUGUUUUGUAUACUGGGCUUCAAAAAUGAAUUUAUUUGAAGAAAUACUUCUGCUGCUACGAAGUUUGAAAGUUGCUGUUGUAAUUAUUCUGCUCUCUGUAAUUGAAGGAAUCUCUUUAUUUUGGUGAUUCAUUAAAAUAGAAGGCAGUCAGAUUUUAUCCCAGAGAUGUAUUCCUGAGCGUCUUGAUGUAGUGUAUUCAUGUUUUAUAUAUGUUGACCAUUAUAAUGAUAUUGGAGGAACAUAGAUGUAAAUGAGUUUGAUGUGUGUCAGAAGGGUUUAGAGGGGUGUGGGUUGAAAGAAUGGUACAUGCAAAGUAUACACUUGAUCUCUGUGUUCCAAAUUGUAAAACUGACUCAACUGGAGAAAUUAUAGCAAAGGGGUUUGUGGUAGAAAUAUAGGAAGUACAGAAAAGCAAAAAGAAAAAGUGAAAAAUCACUUCAAUCUCUGUUUAGAGAAAGCUGUUACUAAUAUUUUUGGAAAGUAGCCUUUCAGCUUUCAGGUAUUUUCUACUUACAUAUGCAUAUUUUUGAAACAAAAUGUAGGCUUUUUUGCUUUUUAAAUCUAAACAUUAAAUACUUUUUCCCUGUGGGUAAACCUAUACAUCCUAAUUCCUGUUUAUAGAAUUUUAACAUAAUUUAAUUGUGUUUGGAGAUGAGGUUGUUUCAGUUUUUUAUAUUAUAAUGCUGUGAUGAGUAGCCUUAUCUGUACACUUGGACAUUGUUGAGUUCUUUCAUGUAGAUGCCUGAAGAUAAAAUUGUUGAGUCAAGAUAUAUAUGUAUUUUUAAGUGUUUGAUCUGUAUUCGUUAGAUUGCCAUUCAGAAAAGUUAACCAAUUUGUAUUCACAGCAGUAGUGUGUGAGAGAGCUGGUUUUCUGAAGUCCUGUUAAGAGAUUUGGUUAAUCUUGCCUGUAGAUGACCUCAGCCACCUAGCUGGAUGGGAGCCCACAGACAAAAGGACACUGAAGUAUGUUACAGUAAAAACCAUCAUUACCAUGCCCAGCUCAAGAAUGUAAAAUUGAACAUGAAAAAAACUUUGAACCUAGAAUUUUAUGUUCUGAAAAAUAGUUAUUCUAAUGUGAGGGCAUUAAUAAAAACAUGUGCCAUCAAGGCUUCAGAAGAUUUUCCAAACAAACUAAAACCACUUUUGGAGAAAGUACUAAAUUAGAAACAAAUCCAGAUGCUGUAAGAGAUUUGAAAGAAAGGUAAUCGAAUACUCGGGAAAAGUUUGUUGAUGACUUAAAAAGGAUAAAUAAAAAGACUAAAGAAAAUCAGUAUACCUAUUAAUAAUAACUCAGUAAUCUAUAAAGGAAAGAAUACUUUCAACCUGAUAUACUAGAAGCAUGCUCUUUAAAAUUGAGACUGAUGAUGUAGAAAAUAUAUUGGAAUUAUAGGUUAAAAUGUAAUUGAUAUAUAUUUAGAAAAUAUAAGUGAUUAUCUUCCUGAUCCUAUUCCCUUUAGGAAGAACUUCUUAGACUGGAAGCAGAAA
Molecule: messenger RNA, 3842 nt
Organism: Saimiri boliviensis boliviensis (Bolivian squirrel monkey)
Lineage: Eukaryota; Metazoa; Chordata; Mammalia; Primates; Cebidae
Gene: RAB3IP
Product: RAB3A interacting protein
Biological process (GO): exocytosis
Cellular component (GO): Golgi to plasma membrane transport vesicle
Molecular function (GO): guanyl-nucleotide exchange factor activity
Source: RefSeq, a predicted model, not a curated record